This is a messenger RNA of Oryza brachyantha (malo sina), 2688 nucleotides long. RefSeq lists its product as uncharacterized. The transcript is spliced from 16 exons. The record is from RefSeq and is a predicted model, not a curated record. Gene Ontology annotation, molecular function: protein binding. Lineage: Eukaryota; Viridiplantae; Streptophyta; Magnoliopsida; Poales; Poaceae. Bases 39 to 2390 code for a protein of 783 amino acids.
ACGGUGCGUAGGAGGAGGCGGAGGCGGACGGUGCUCUAAUGGUGCAGGCUACGGCCGCGGCGCUCCGCCGCCUCGGGCGCCGCCGCGGCGAUCCCGCCGCGGCGCUGCUCUCGUCCAGGCUCCGUCGCGGCGCCGUCUCAUCGUCAUCGUCCUCGUAUUAUUCUGCUCCGGGGGCGCUGCUCCCGCCGGAGCAGCCGGUGUGGGACUGCCGCGGCUUCAGCGCGUCCGCGUGGCUCGGUCCCCGCCUGUGGCGCGGUCUGCCUCGGCGUCGGAAUGCGGCGGCCACGGCUUGGGAGGCGCACCACUCGACGAGGAGCUCCAUGGCAACGGUGCCAAGUGAACCCGAGACAUCUGCUUCACAGUCUGAGCUUCUACGUUUCAUCAAAUCCACCUUUGGGACGCUUGAAGGACAAAAUCAUUGUUGGUUGAACUGCAUGAAUGACACCUGGAAGACCCUCAAUCAAGGAUCAUACCUUGUCCUUUUAUAUGAAUCCUGUGGAACGUUAGACUGCCAGGGAAAACUUUCAUCUGCUUUUCGAAGAUUGAAAUAUCUUCAACAGAGGUAUCCACAUCUGACUGUUUUCGCUAUGGAGCAUGGGAGUGGUAUUAGUUCCCUAGCACAAAGCCAAGCAAUUCUCACAGUAAUGAAGGAGUACAUUAGUUUUCCUAUCUUGAUGUCAGAUAAAGACUUUACAAAUAUGACAAAUGGUGCUUGCUACUUGCUAUUUGAAGGUUCUAAGGACCCUGUCCUCUUCUUGAAGUGGGAUGAAGAGCUUGAGAUUUUGAUCAAGGCAGGCAUGGACAAUGCUGUCUUGAAAGCCGAACCUUCUGAUACUGCUCCAGAAUCAAAAGUUUCUUGGCAAAAAGAAGAGGUUCCUAAAGAACCAUGCGUUGGUUCUGUAAGAAAUUUGUUACUAUACCAUCCUGCUUGCAUAUCGGUUGAUGAAGAUGGAGAUCGCAUUUUCAUCUCAGACAGUAACCAUCAUAGGGUCAUCAUUAGCGACAGCAAUGGGACUAUUUUAGAUUAUAUUGGAUGCUCCCCUGGCUUUGAGGAUGGUGAAUUUGAAUCUGCCAAGUUCUUGCGCCCUGCUGCAUCAUUUUAUAAUGCCACUGAAGAUUGUCUAUAUGUUGUAGAUUCGGAGAACCAUGCAGUUAGAAAAGCAGAUUUGGGAAGGAGGAUGUUAGAGACCGUCUAUCCAGUCUCCAGUAAAAGCAGCAGUGGCAUCUGGAGUUGGAUUGUUGAUAAGCUAGGUUUGAGACGGGAAGAUGCUCCAAACGGAAAUUUUGAUACAGAUUCAAUAGCAUUUCCAUGGCAUUUGCUAAAGGUUACAGAAGAUGCCUUCUUAGUAGCAGACCGCUACUUUGAAACAUUCUGGAUCUUGAGCAUAUCAACUGGUAAAAAGCUGGAAAUUGAAAGAGGUAGAGCUGAAGAGAUGGAGUCAUAUCAGCAAACAAUGAAUGAGAGAUGUGCUCUCCUGAAGGAUAUGAACAUGAGUUGGUCAUCAAAUGCUACAGAGUAUUCUGAUCUUGAUCCGUUGGGGAAGAUCCCUGUCAAGGAACUUGUGUCAUCAGUUGUAAGAUUUCAGAAGUGCAUUGUCUUCUGCGAUGCAGAUGGUCAAAGUGUUUUGAAGCAUGACUUGGAUACCCAGGUCACCUCAAAUAUUCAAUUUUCGAAUUUCGGGGUCCUUGGGUUUCCAUAUUGGUCUGUUUGCCAUCUCGAGAGAGUACCAACCUGGGGUCAUUCUACUGGACAAUGUCAACAGCAUAUCCGUCAAGUAAAUGUGCUCCCAGGAAGAUGCAAUAUAAAGGUUUCUGUAGAUAUACCUGCCGAUACUGAACUUGCCUCACCUUUGGUUGAGAAUUGUAUUUGGCGCCAAGUAAGGGGAUCUGGUGCUGAGAUUUCCGGUUCUGAUGAACCAGCCUCGAACACAGAAAAGGUUGGUAUAGCACAGCAAUGGUAUGAUGAGAUAGAUAACCUAGCAUUUUCUGAAGUUCCUGAGGAGCCUACUGCGCAUGAAUCUGAUCAGAAACCUACAGAUGGAGGUUACCAAGACCAGAGAAGAGUGCAUUUCACCUGUGCCGUUAACGUCAGUCCUGGGACAUGCGAGCUGGUGGCCUCUGCUGCAUUGUACCUGAAGAUCGACAGCACGAAAAACGACCAAGGGGAGCAGAAAGCUCUGGUCAAGAAGAUCAUCCAGUGUCAGCGUCGCGAGGAGCAUGCAGGCGCUGAUCUGUUGAUGCAGAACUGCAAGGAUGCUAGGGACCUGACAAUCAUGAAACCGGUGCACCUGAGGCUGAUGCUGGAGUGUGCUGAUCAUCCUGCUGGAACCACCAACAAGGAGACCAUCAGCUCAGAGUCCAGCUUUGAGAUAAACAUCUCCUUAGAUUAGUUUCCAUGGUACGGGUGGCUGAUAAUACAGAAGAUUAGUUUGGUUUUUCUGCUAGAGAAAUACUCGACACUUCCUGAUAGAGUUCUGUAUCUUGAUGUUCAAGUUCCACAUGAAAAUUCGGUUGAAAAUGGAUCAAGAAUCACUCGAAGCAUCUCCGUUUUUUUUCUUUUGGGGCUCAACUGAACACUACAAUUCUGUAAUGGAGUAACUUUCUCCACCUAUAUAGUCUAAAAGUUCGAUGUAUUCAAAACAAAAAAAAAAUCAAAAUUCGUUGCAUUUGGUCUCUUUUGUAUCAAGU